CUAACAUGGCUACCCCUCUGAUACUUGACACCAUGUCUCUGUGUGGCUUAACAGUGCCAUGGAGGCCUUGUCCUCUGUCUCCUAGCAGACACUUUUAGAGACACAUGUUUAGUUUUGGGGCAGAGGUACUCAGAUGAGGGUAUGCCUACCAUUUGUGAUGCACUGAAUACUUCAUUUCCUCUCUGGAGCUGAUUUUUGUCACUAUGCUAAUUGUCAGUCUUCAAGCAGUGAUUAUUCUUACUAGGUGCAGUUCAGAGUUCUCAUUUGACUUCAAGAGGCUUCUUUUGACUAGCUAAAGCAAAAAAGCAAGUGCUUCUAUUUUUUGUUGUAAAUGCAGCUGUGAUCAGAUUUGCAGACAGCUGCAAACACAUAGAACCAAAUUGUGAAGUGAUUGGGAGAAAGUAGAGCAGUCACACCUUCCAGGUGAUGAGACUAAAUGUUAAAUCUUUGUCUGGGAGACAAAAUAAACUUCCAUGGAAGAGGAAAAUAUAAUCUACUGUUGUGACAAUAGAAUUGAAGUAAAUGUAUUUUAACGCUUAUCCUUAAUGUUGUUCUCUUUAAUAUUCAGUGUAACCAACCCCUGUAGCUGUGGAAGGGAAGAGAUGAGAGGUUAGAAUAGAGGUAGCCUCAGGAGUUUUCUCUGUCUUAGAAAAUGAUGCACAUCCUGGGAGCUGGGGAUGUAAGAAUGAAAAUAGAGAAGAUGAAUGUCAGGGAUCCAAGGGGAGCUUAGACUAUAUGCACAAUGUGAGAGGCAGCUGCUGUUUCUCCUCGCAAAUAUAUAUAACAGCCUCUUGGCUGCAGCAGCUUUGAACCUGAAAAUAUGACAUUGGCUGGGAUAAUUCUGUCUUGUAUGCUUUCUUUUUAUACCAAAAAAAAUGCGAAUUCAGUUCCUGGAUGGGGAGCAUGACAGAGGAAUCCCUUACAAUCCUAGCGCAUAGGGGAGAAAAAUGCCUCUUGCUUUUGUCUGGCAGCACCUUCUGUCAGACAUGGUCGUAGCACUGAUGGGCUCAGUAGAAAGCUGUGCCUCAGGCUUGAGUAAGAGUUUAGCCUGAAGGGACCAAGAACAUUAUCAGAAAGUUACAUUGCACAAGGCUCGGGUAAUAAAAGAGACCAACUAGUUUGCUCUGUAAGUUCUAGUAGCACUUACCUAUAGUUAUCUCUUUUAAAAACAGACUUUUAUUUUUCCUUUUUUGUCAUUGCCUUCCUCUUGCCAUUCCAGUUUUUCUGUCCUCUCAAAUACUUACCAGUAUUCAUUACCAGAUACGAACUGGCUUACAUUAAGAUUGUUCACAGAAUUUGGCUGGGAGGAUGGGGGGCCAAUUCUAUGAAGAGUCUUAAUUUGUUGGGGUUUCUAUAACUGAAGCAUGGCUGGAAACAGGAGGCUUUGUAUCUUUUUCUUGCCACUCAGAUUUUGCUUUGAAGUAUUAGUUGUGACAGGCUGGCUAAAACCUAUUUCAAAUGCUGUCUGUAAUGCAAAGCUCUAUUUGUAAAGCAUGAAUAAGUCCUUGUAAAAAAUUACUGAAAAUUAUAAAUCCUCUGAGUUUCACAUGGACUUGAAAAGCUAACAGACACACAAUCCAGCCCGUAUCUUAAUGGGAGACAAUUUUCAAGGAACACAAAGCCUGACUGAAAGUCUCUUUGAUUGUAUGCCAUGGUAGUUUGUAAAUAUAGCCAUAUGGUAUUCUGCUUUCUAUUGCUGAUGUCUCCGUAUCUCUAGAACAUGUUGGUGUGAGACUUUUUUCUCUUCCUUAUCCAGCACUUAUCCUGGAGGAGAUUGCUAUUGACUGUCACAAUAAGGAAACAGAGCAGAGGUUACUUCAAGAAGCUCAUGAUUUGCACCUGUCUUCACUCCAGUUAGCUAAAAAAGCCUUUGGGGAAUUUAAUGUACAGACAGCAAAACACUAUGGCAACCUGGGCAGACUUUAUCAGUCAAUGAGAAAAUUUAAGGAAGCAGAAGAAAUGCACAUCAAAGCAAUUCAGAUUAAGGAGCAACUUCUUGGUCAAGAAGAUUAUGAAGUCGCCCUGUCAGUGGGACAUCUAGCGUCUCUCUAUAACUAUGACAUGAAUCAAUAUGAAAAUGCAGAAAAGCUUUAUCUGAGAUCAAUAGCAAUCGGAAAGAAGCUUUUUGGAGAAGGUUACAGUGGACUAGAAUAUGAUUAUAGAGGUCUCAUUAAACUGUACAAUUCCAUUGGCAAUUAUGAGAAAGUAUUUGAGUACCACAAUAUUUUGGCCAGUUGGAACCGUUUGCGGGAUCGGCAGUUCUCAGUGACAGAUGCUCUGGAGGAUGUAAGCACCAGCCCUCAAUCCACUGAAGAAGUAGUCCAGUCUUUUCUGAUGUCUCAGAACAUCGAUGGACAGAAUAGCUAGAGAACUUGGUCAAUUAACCAAUUAAGGGUUUUUUUUUUCCCUCCCAGAUUACAAGGGGAAUUCAUACUGUGAAAUCUAAACCAUGUAGUUUUCUGGGGGCUGGGAUUUGCAUUGAAACACUGGUCCAGUCCAUUGAAGAGUGCCCAUACAGAUGAAUGAGUUAAAUUCUUAUCAGCAUGUGUAUGGCAUGUUUAGUUUGGCUCUGUGAAUACCAAACACCAGAACCCCUCCCCUCUUCUUUUGCAAAAGAAGCUACUUUGCAGGAAAUCUGCAAAAAACCUAAACAAAAACACCCUUAGUUACAACUUUUAAGAGUUCAAAAGAGCUUCAUUCUUAUUAUGAAAGGAAGGUUUCAGCAAAAAAAUUCUUCCAACAAGUAAAAGUAAUAAAUACUCUAUUGUAAGAAUUGAAAAAGGUGUUUAUACUUUAUGCAUUGUAGCAGAGCUAAUGACAAAUAUUAACAAAAGAGGAAAUGCCCUAGCUUUGUUUGCUGCCUUAUGAAGAAAAGUGGCAAAGAACCACUCCAGAAAGAAAUGUGUGUCUUGUGAACCACGCUAG
Molecule: messenger RNA, 2925 nt
Organism: Pelodiscus sinensis (Chinese soft-shelled turtle)
Lineage: Eukaryota; Metazoa; Chordata; Testudines; Trionychidae
Source: RefSeq, a predicted model, not a curated record